Molecule: messenger RNA, 4321 nt
Organism: Pelmatolapia mariae (spotted tilapia)
Lineage: Eukaryota; Metazoa; Chordata; Actinopteri; Cichliformes; Cichlidae
Gene: zfand5b
Product: zinc finger, AN1-type domain 5b
Exons: 6
Coding region: 239-934 (231 amino acids)
Molecular function (GO): zinc ion binding; DNA binding
Source: RefSeq, a predicted model, not a curated record
GUAACACGUAAAACUAAACAGAUGCCACUACCUCUCCUAGACUGAGGACGUCAGCGGGAGCAACUAACAUCACUCCCAGACGGAGAGAGGACCGAAAAGAAACGGGCACAAGCGACGAUUAAACCUAGACGGCCCUAGUUAGUCAGCUCCAAGAGAAAUCCAGGUGUUUUUGUUAGCCAACAAAACAGCGUUUCUCUGGCACGAAAAGGUCAGCUCAUCAGGUGGCAGAAAUACCGCUAUGGCCCAGGAGACCAAUCAAAGCCCAGUUCCUAUGCUCUGUGCCACUGGCUGUGGUUUUUAUGGCAACCCCAGGACUAACGGCAUGUGCUCCGUGUGCCACAAGGAGCAUCUGUCACGACAGAACAAUGGAGGAGUUGGUUCUUUGAGUGGAGUGGGCAGCAGCAGUAGCUCCACAGCUGAGGCUUCUGCCAUCCAGAGGUUAGAGGCCACCCUGAAUAAUGCUGCGGCUGCUGCGGUUGCUGCUGCAGAGGUGGCAGCUGAGGCCGCUGCUGCCUCUGAUGCUGCUGCUGCCGCCGCCACAGAGACACUCAGUGGGAUUUCACCUGCCAUUUCUGUAACACAACAGAUGACUGAGAUGAGUCUCUCCUCUGAGGAGAAAGGAGCGUCAGGCAGUAAAGUGGAGCUCAUAGAGCCAGUUGUGAGUCAGCCAGCCGUCUCAGCCUCGCAUCCCUCCACUGCUGGCAGUGAAGACUCCAAAUCCCCCGAGCCCCCCAAACCCAAGAAGAAUCGGUGCUUCAUGUGUCGUAAAAAGGUUGGCCUUACAGGCUUUGACUGUCGCUGUGGAAAUCUGUUUUGCGGACUUCACCGUUACUCCGAUAAGCACAACUGUCCAUACGACUAUAAAGCUGAAGCUGCCGCAAAGAUCCGCAAGGAGAACCCUGUUGUAGUUGCUGAAAAGAUCCAGAGAAUAUGAAAACUGGGAGUUUGACUUUGAAGCCUGGAAGUGAUCGCCUUUCAGACAAUGGACUCUAGCCCGACUUUUCCUCCCGAAGGACUUGUUUGUUUUUUUUUUCUCUUGUUACACAUCAGGGUGUUUUGGGGCCCCCUGUGCAUGGAUGUUCACAUGUUUUCAGCUUCUUGUUUGUGUGUGAGUUAAACACUUUAACAGGGUUGUAUUGAACUAAAGAAAUGUUGGGAUUGAAGUGAGGCGGUUUUGUGUCACAGUAACCGGCUGAUGUUGGAGAAAAAUGUGAUUGCCCUUUAGAGGGAAGGGGGGGAGGAAAAAAAACCCUUCCUUGCCGGUUUUUUGUGAUCCUCCUGAAAUCGCUUGAACUUCGCGUGGAAUGGGGCUCUGAUGGCCUUGGACUCUGGGACUUCUCAGCUGUGCUUGCUCUCUGCUGGCUUGAGUAGCAAAAUGGAUAUCUUGCUUUUCCGUUUGCAGCCGUCGCUCUGUGAAGUUAGUGUUUAACCCUCCCGUCUUGCCAGAGUUUGGUAAGUUUUUAUCUUCUUGGACUUUGUUUCUCUCUGGCUCAUAUUCUUUCCCAGAAACCUAAGGUAGUUAGACCGUUUUCUCUCCCAUUGAUUUUGGACAGAUGACUGCUUCAAACCGUCCACAAAUUCCUUUUUCUGUUUUUUUUGUUUGUUUGUUUGUCUUUGGAUGUCUGGUUAGUGUGUCAUACGCUAAAACAUUUGGGAGGGUUUAGCUCCUUCAAUAAUCAUCUUACUUCACUAUUGAAUGUUUUCUUCAGGUUUUUAAUGUGAGUUGAAUUGACAGUGUUGGGAGUGUUGAAUGAGGUGGUGACUUAGUGAAGUUAGUUAUCAAUAAUUUACCAUUUCAGUUGGUUUUUGGUCCGGCUGCUUAAUCAUCUUGGUUUUGACCCCUUUUCAGUCAUGCAAGUUUGUACAAACCUCUUUAUUUAUACACUGUCGUGUGCUUAAUCUUCUAAUAAUACAGAAUAAAUUGUACGAUUGUAAAUAAAUUAUGUUCACCACUAAAGGGUAAGGAGGUCACGGCUUGUCAUUUUGUUCUUGUCUUUCAUGCUUUAGCUUAAAGUCAGGAUUAGGGUUAAUAAGCCCCCAAACAAGACUUGCCUGUUAACAUUAAGCCAGCAUAAUAAGAAAAAUUCGGACUGUCCAUACACAAGGAUCACUAGGCAACUAACGUGAAAUGUACAAAAAAUUAGUCUGAUCAAAUUUGUCAAAGUGACCUGCAUCAAGAAGCUUUGGAGUAAUAUUAGAGACUGAGAGGUUGACAUAACUGUGUCUGCAUACUGUAAGGCGGCAUGCCAGACUCCUGGCUCAGACUCAGAUUGAUCUUGUGGGCUGGAGCAUUGAAGGUCCUCUGUCUCUAAGGGAAGCUAAGUUUUAAGUACAAAUUUAAUCCCUGAGAUAUCUUGAUAUAAAUGCAGUUUUAGAAGUAAAUCUUAAUUUUUCCACAUCAUGAAGAAAUGUUGCUGUAGUAAAUGGAAAAUCUUUCAGCAUGUCUGUGCAGGAGCUUAAAUUGUAAGAAAUGUGUCAAAUUACAGGAAAAAAUCCUGGUAGCACUCUAGCUUUUCCAGAUGGUCCAUAAAGUAAGUAAAUUUUAUUUUCUCUUUCACAUUUUCUAAAGACAUCCCAUGGGUUGGAUGGGAGUCUUUCCUGUGCUAAUUGUGGACCUGGGCCUGAUACUUGAUACCACCCAUCAUCAUCAUCAUCAUCACAAUCACAUAAAUUACAAAAUGAUAGUUUUCUAUUCAGGUUUUAUUAUCUUGAGAGCUUGAGAAGAAGGUGACUCGACUUCUUUAAGACUACAGUGACUGGCAUGAGAAAACUACAGACAUGACUUGAAAACAAACUUUAAUAAAUACUGUUAAAGCUACACUGCUCAUAGUCCUGCUUUUGUGGCUGUUUGUGAAGGUAUUUACCUACUUGGAGUGAGGAUUAUAGGUAUACAACCUAUAUAGAUGAGCUGGGUUCCUCCAGCAAAUUCAGUAUAUAUACAUACCUUGCUUGAUAUAGCUCAACAUGAAAGCAGAGGAAAAGUGAGACAAAAACAUAUAAGGCACAGACAGCACAUAGACUCACUUAUCCUGAAUCACACUAGGGAAAAUGAUGUUUGGAGACUGGGUGGAAAAAUGGUCUGCAUCAACUUGCUGUCAGUUGCCAUCUUCAAGGCAACUUUGGUACCAUUAAACGGCAAUAAGAUACUGCAACCUGUUUAAAUGAAUGGGGUGAAGGUGGCUUGAGAUUUGUUUGGGAUAAAAUGAUAAAAAGCUGCCAAAAAACCCAACCCAUCUGAUAAAUUGCCACAAUAUUAUAAAAGGGAAAAGUUUUGUGCAUCCUGAGAAAGAAAGUACUGGAGAACUCAGCAACUCAAAAGACCUGGACGUCCAAAGAAGACAACAGUGGUGGAUGGUUCCAGAAUAAGUUCCGUGGUGAUGAGAAACUCCUUCACAACAACAAGCCAAGUUAACAAUAUCGAUACCCUGACCGCUUCAGGUAUCGAUAUCCAAAUCUACCAUAAAGACAAGACUGCAUGAAAGUAAAUACAGAGGGUUCACUGCAAGGUGCAAGCUAUUCAUAAGUCUCAAGAAUAGAAAGGCUUGAUUGGACUUUGCUCAAAGAAGAAGAAAACAUUUUCUAAAACAGCCGUCAUAGUUCUGGAAAAACAUUCUUUGGACAGAUCGUCUACCAGAACGACAUUCUUAAAUGGCCACCUCAGUCACCUGAUCUUAACCCAAUUGAGCAUGCAUUUCACAAUGAAACCUUAGAAAAUUAGGAUUCAACUUUGUCAUUACACAUGUAUAAAUAAAUGUUUUUGCAUAAUAAAUACACAAAUGUAGGACUUUUUAACAGUAUUUUCAUGAGUUUUAGUCCCCUACCCCCAUUAAAGACCUCACCUUUGAUCAUUACAACAAAGUCACUGAGUGAUAGAUAAUUAAACGACAGAAAAGUUCCCGAUUUCUGUUUUUCAGUUUUGUUUUGUUUUAACAAAAAAAAAAAGUAAAAUAAAAAUGUAGAACUCUGAAGUAACAAAAACCUUCCAUUUUAUAAUUACAGGACAGUCUGGAAAAUGAGCUGCCAAUUUUACACAUUUAUUUCUUACAUUUUAAGCUCAAAGAUUUGUUCUUUACAGUGAGACUUUUGGGAUACUUGCUCUACUGUGACUGAGCCAUUGAUAGUCCACAGACUGGUUGUUUGUGACACUGACCCCCUGGUGACAGUAAUGAGCUACAGCAUGCUGUUCACAGGACCAAUGUUUGAAACUGUACACGAGGCAUGUCAAUAAAGAUGUUCAUCUUGAAUAUUUCUUUCAUUUUUAUAUGUGUUGUUUUUUGUUUUGUUUUUUUUGAUUGGUAAGUGAGUGAAAGUUGCAUUUUAC